GUCCAAAGCGCGCGCAUACACACAAGAUGUCCACUCAGCCCCUCCUGCAGCGCACGGCCGGCAAGCGCAUUGCGCUGCCCGUGCGCGUCGAGCCCAAGGUCUUCUUCGCCAACGAGCGUACCUUCCUCUCAUGGCUCAACUUCACCGUGACGCUCUCGGCGCUCGCCGCGGGCCUGCUCAACUUCGGCGACCAGGUGGGCCGCAUCAGCGCGGCCAUGUUCUCGUUUGUCGCCAUGGCCAUCAUGGUGUACGCGCUCGUCACGUACCACUGGCGUGCGUCUGCGAUCCGCAACCGCGGCACGGGCCCUUACGAUGACCGUCUUGGCCCGACGAUGCUCUCCGUGCUCCUCAUGAUCGCCGUCAUUGUCAACUUCGUCCUGCGCUACCGGGACGACUAGGCGUUGUUUGCUUGCCUCGCUCCAACCUCUCGCCUUUUCCUUCCUUGUCUGCUAUUCAGCGAGCGCCGUACAACCCGAAUGCAACUUUUCGUCUCGCAUCUCUCUCUCUUUCCUCACUCAUCAGACUCUUUUUGCCCCUUUCCUCUUCCCAGUGUACUCGAAGACUGAAAGCUGUGGUCAAUCGCAACUCGUCGCUAG
Tilletiopsis washingtonensis is the source of this 596-nucleotide messenger RNA. Its product is annotated as putative VTC1-protein controls Sec18p/NSF-dependent priming of snares and. The record is from RefSeq and is a predicted model, not a curated record. NCBI's taxonomy places the organism in Eukaryota, Fungi, Basidiomycota, Exobasidiomycetes, Entylomatales. Bases 27 to 398 code for a protein of 123 amino acids. The transcript is spliced from 5 exons. Gene Ontology annotation, cellular component: fungal-type vacuole membrane; vacuolar transporter chaperone complex.